GCAGGAAAACCGUGUUGAUAAGUACAUGAAAAAGAAGGAGAAGAAACAGCGUUUCAAAGAGAUGAGAGAAAGUGGAGCAUUUUAAUGAUUUCAUGACUUAGCAGCCACUUGGCCAAGAAAAUACGUCAGCAGAUUCUUGAGACAACAGGGAUAACUUGCUGUGCUGGUGUAGCCCACAACAAGCUCCUUGCCAAGCUCGUCUCCGGUUAUUAUAAGCCAAACCAGCAAACAGUGGUGUUUCCAUGGCAAGUGCAUGAUGUUAUGGAGUCCCUGAAACAGGCUAGAAGUAUCCCAGGGAUUGGAAGCACCACCUUCAAGAUUCUGGAGGACUUGAACAUUUCUACUGUACAAGAACUCCAGAAUGCAAGUUUAAGUACAUUACACACUCGUUUUGAUGAGGAGACCAGUAAAAGAUUAAAGGAUCUAAGUUAUGGCAUAGAUGAGAGUCUUGUUAGAAAAAGUGGGAAACCACAGAGUAUUGGUUUAGAGGAUGCAUUUAAAAAGGUAAGCUCAAUUGCAGAGGUACGUAUCAAAUAUCACACUUUGCUAGGGAGACUCUUGAAACUCUUAGCAGAGGAUGGUCGUGUACCUGGAGCACUAAAGGUAUCAGUUCGUAAAUUCGAUAAGGAGCUAAGAUUCGGACACAGAGAAACCAAACAAGUACCACUUUUAGCAUCUCUGUUUUCUACUGGUGUGAAAAAUAUUACAGAAAGAACUAAGUCAGAUUUGAUGAAUUUGAUAAUAAACUUGUUUCAUAAAAUGGUUGAUGUAAGUAAACCCUUUCAUCUAACUCUUGUUGGUGUUGGAUUCACAAAGUUCAUAGAGAGGGCCAAAGAAGGAAUGGCAAUAAGCUCCUUCUUCUCAAAAACCUCUAAAGAUAGAAAGGAAAGCAUAAAAACUGGUGAAACUAAGCCCAUGAACAUAUCCCAGAAUUCAAAGGGUUCGUAUAAGUUAGACAGUAAAUCUGAAGCUGUCAGAGAAGAACCAAGGCCUUUAGAUGUUAGACUCCAAGAAAAUGAUACCUCGUCUGAAGAAGCAAGUGAUGCAGAGGACUUUCACCAGCCCUUAGAAGAUGUACGCAGUGAGAAGACUUACCACCAUGCACAGGAUCAGUCACACAACAACAGUGAGAAUAAAGCUGAUGAAGAAGCACAAGAAACAGCUGAGAAAUAUCCCUCUGAGUUAGAUAUGUCCAAGCCAUUGCCAUCUCGAGUACCAGAUUUACCAAGUGGGAUUGACAGAGAAGUUUUUGAAUCUCUUCCCUCAGACCUCCAAGCGGAAGUCUUAAGAUCUUACCAGGCAAGCUCAUUAACCAGCAAAAGGGAGAAUAUAACAGAAAGUAAAGGAGUGAAAAUCCCAACAAGUAAAACCAAAAGUCCCGCUAAAUGUAAUGUGAAUAGAAAACGCAGCUUGGAUGUGUAUUUCAAAAAUACCCAGAGUCGGGAUGUACAUGAAGGGGACAGCAAAAGGGUUAAAUUGGGAGAGGAAACAGAAAAGACAAGUGAGUUAAACAAUAGGGCAUGUGAUAAUCUUAGUGUUGAGAAACCUUCGUGUAGCAGAGACAAUUCAGUUCACAAGGAUCAUUUCCCAGGACCAAAAAGAGAAAGUAAUGGUAAAGCUGAAUUACCUGUAGAAACUGAAAACAAUAUGGAAGUUCUCGUAAAGAAGGGCAUUGAUCCAGAUGUUUUCAAUUCACUGCCAAAAGAACUACAGGCAGAAAUUCUGGGUCAGGAAAAGUUACAAAAGCCAGUGUUUAGUCCUCCUAGAAAAAGAACACCAAAUUCAAAAAGUUCAAAUGAAUCAACUUCUAUUCUAAAAUAUUUUAAAAAGAAAUAAGAGAGAGACAUAUGUUGUUCUGUAACAUAGUACUUAUGUU
Messenger RNA from Penaeus monodon (black tiger shrimp), 1876 nucleotides. RefSeq names its product DNA polymerase iota-like. Gene Ontology annotation, molecular function: DNA-directed DNA polymerase activity; damaged DNA binding. Gene Ontology annotation, biological process: translesion synthesis. NCBI's taxonomy places the organism in Eukaryota, Metazoa, Arthropoda, Malacostraca, Decapoda, Penaeidae. The record is from RefSeq and is a predicted model, not a curated record.